GUUUAGUGAAAUUGUUGAGCACUAACACAAAACUUCACAAGCGCAGCAGCAGCAGCAAAAAAAAAUAGUAAAAGAUUUUGCAAUUUUUUUCGAGGAACUCAAUAAAUGUUGAUGUAGCACAUCGAGCACGCAGUGAAAUAGCGCUUGCAAAUGGGCUACGAUGUGAAUCGCUUUCAGGGCGAAGUGGACGAGGAGCUCACAUGUCCCAUAUGUUCAGGAGUGCUGGAAGACCCGCUUCAGGCGGUCAUGUGUGAGCAUGCCUUCUGUCGUGGCUGCAUCAAUGAGUGGCUAUCACGUCAGCCCACCUGUCCAGUGGAUCGCAAUGCAUUGACCACAUCCAAUUUGAGAGCAGUGCCGCGCAUAUUGCGCAACUUGUUGUCCAGGUUGUCAAUUACAUGCGACAAUGCGCCAUAUGGCUGCACUGCGGUGCUCAAACUGGAUGCCUACAACUCACAUUUGGAAGAAUGUGUGCACAAUCCGAAGCGUCCGUUUCCCUGUGAAAAAGGCUGUGGCUUCGAUAUACCGAAGGACGAGCUCAAGGAUCACAAUUGUGUGCGCGAGCUGCGCACAUUGAUUGUGAAGCAAACGGAGCAAAUGGGUCAGCUGAAAACGGAACUAACGGAUCAACAAUUAACCAUAAAUGAAUUGAAGCGCGAAUUGCAGCUCUUUAAGGAUUUUAUGCGAGCAAUGCGCGUCUCUAAUCCGGCCAUGCGUGCCAUUGCUGAUCAAAUGGAACGGGACGAGGUGAUACGCUGGAGUAGCGCCCUGGCCAGAGCGCGUGUUACACGCUGGGGCGGUAUGAUCUCGACUCCCGACGAUGCACUACAGCUAAUGAUAAAGCGAGCGCUGUCGGAAUCCGGUUGCCCUCCCCACAUACUCGAUAGCCUUAUGGAGAACUGCCACGAACGACGCUGGCCCCGUGGCUUGAGUUCGCUGGAAACGCGACAGAAUAACCGACGCAUCUAUGACAAUUAUAUUUGCCGGCGCAUACCAGGCUUUGUCGUUGUAGGCAAACAGGCGGUGCUAGUGCUCAGCUGCGACAACGUCCACAUGACUGAGGAUGUUAUGGUCGAGCCGGGACUGGUGAUGAUCUUUGCGCAUGGCAUCGAAUAGCUAUUCUGUAUGGAAUAACCAAGAACAGAAGCUACAAUUCAACUACAUAAUUAGCAAUUAAAUAACUAUAUUGAUUGUACUAUAUCAAAAACAGUGCUCAGUUUUUGUUGUUUCCUUUUGACCUAAUGCAUAAGUCUUAACCACAAUUGUCAUAUUUGCAUCAGCAUCAUCGUUAGCAUUAAGACAAAACUCGAAAAAAACAUCUCGAAAUCUCCAGGGGAAAAACAAACCAUUCAAGCGCCUCAUAACAACUAUCAAGUUGUAGCAAACUAAUUAUCUAAAUUAAAUUAUAUAUUGUUUCGUAUAUAUACAAUAA
Messenger RNA from Drosophila sulfurigaster albostrigata, 1429 nucleotides. RefSeq names its product E3 ubiquitin-protein ligase NRDP1 (gene elgi). Gene Ontology annotation, molecular function: ubiquitin protein ligase activity; metal ion binding. Gene Ontology annotation, biological process: positive regulation of JNK cascade; protein K63-linked ubiquitination; tumor necrosis factor-mediated signaling pathway. Gene Ontology annotation, cellular component: plasma membrane signaling receptor complex. The transcript is spliced from 5 exons. The record is from RefSeq and is a predicted model, not a curated record. The coding region runs from base 151 to 1113 and encodes 320 amino acids. Lineage: Eukaryota; Metazoa; Arthropoda; Insecta; Diptera; Drosophilidae.